Molecule: messenger RNA, 1140 nt
Organism: Megalops cyprinoides (Indo-Pacific tarpon)
Lineage: Eukaryota; Metazoa; Chordata; Actinopteri; Elopiformes; Megalopidae
Product: STIP1 homology and U box-containing protein 1-like
Exons: 8
Coding region: 233-1099 (288 amino acids)
Biological process (GO): cellular response to misfolded protein; positive regulation of proteolysis; protein quality control for misfolded or incompletely synthesized proteins
Cellular component (GO): Z disc; cytoplasm
Molecular function (GO): protein-folding chaperone binding; ubiquitin protein ligase activity
Source: RefSeq, a predicted model, not a curated record
UUUCCGUAAGGAAGUGCCAGGAAAAGAAGAGACACAUCUGCGAGGCCAGGAGUCGGGGACCACGUCAUUGCCUGACAGUAGCCGAAGGAGAGAGAAGCAGCCAGGUUUCGCAGGGAGGGUCAGCGGGUCCCCGCCUGAGGAAGCUCGAGGGCGUGGCAGGCGUGCAGCCGGAGACACGGGGAGCAGGAUAGGGAAGCAGAGCGGAGCGGGCACCGAGGGGUUGGCGGAGAAGAUGGCGGGCAGCCCCGAGAAGAGUGCCUCCGCGCAGGAGUUGAAGGAGCAGGGCAACCGCCUGUUCCUCAGCCGCAAAUACCAGGAGGCCUCAGUGUGCUACAGCAAAGCCAUCAACCGGAACCCCUCUGUGUCGGUGUACUACACGAAUCGGGCUCUGUGCUACGUGAAACUGCAGCAGUAUGACAAGGCCCUGGCAGACUGCAAGCACGCUCUGGAGCUGGACAGCCAGUCGGUCAAAGCGCACUUCUUCCUGGGCCAGUGCCACCUAGAGAUGGAGAACUAUGAAGAAGCCAUCGGCAACCUGCAGAGAGCCUAUAACCUGGCAAAGGAGCAGCGUCUGAAUUUUGGCGACGACAUCCCCAGCGCCCUCAGGAUAGCCAAGAAGAAGCGCUGGAACAGCAUCGAGGAGAAGCGCAUCAACCAGGAGAACGAGCUGCAUGCCUAUCUCACCAAACUCAUCCUGGCAGAGAAGGAGAGGGAAUUGGACAAUUGGCGGGAGAAGCAAGAGGACAAGUCGGAGGACAACAGAACCAGGAAUGAGCUAGCCAAGAUCCAGUCCAAACAUGAUAAAUACCUGUCGGACAUGGAUGAGUUGUUCUCUCAAGUGGAUGAAAAGAGAAAGAAACGGGAGAUUCCCGACUAUCUGUGUGGAAAGAUCAGCUUCGAGCUGAUGCGAGAGCCUUGCAUCACCCCCAGUGGGAUCACCUAUGACCGCAAAGACAUUGAGGAGCACUUACAGCGAGUGGGACAUUUUGACCCCGUGACCCGGAGCCCUCUGACCCAAGAUCAGCUGAUCCCCAACCUGGCCAUGAAGGAGGUGAUAGAUGCCUUUAUCCUGGAGAACGGAUGGGUGGAGGACUACUGAACCACCCACGGUUCUCAAUAAAAAAAAAAAAAAACGAGCGA